This is a messenger RNA of Pyricularia oryzae 70-15, 2519 nucleotides long. RefSeq lists its product as uncharacterized. NCBI's taxonomy places the organism in Eukaryota, Fungi, Ascomycota, Sordariomycetes, Magnaporthales, Pyriculariaceae. The record is from RefSeq and is a predicted model, not a curated record. Gene Ontology annotation, biological process: positive regulation of GTPase activity. Gene Ontology annotation, molecular function: guanyl-nucleotide exchange factor activity. Gene Ontology annotation, cellular component: cytosol. The transcript is spliced from 4 exons. The coding region runs from base 239 to 2413 and encodes 724 amino acids.
CGACGUAGUUGUUUGACUUGUGCGCUGUCGUGUCUGUCUCGCCGGAAUUGGGCCCCGCGAUGGUGGGCAAUUGUUUUGGCUCUGGUUGAUUCUACGCUACCCCUCCGGAAGCCAGGAAAGCAAAAGCUUCCAGAAAGACCUCCCAUCCGGACGCUCCGUCCCGUCUCCCCUAAAUUUCGUAGCGAAUUGUGAUUUGAAUCUAGAUUAGUUUGCUCACAAGUGCAAGCAAGCUCCAAUCAUGGCAGCCGAGGACAUCACCAGUCUGCUCGAAUACAUGAACAGCACCAAACUUGGCGGUGACAGUGACGACGACCUUCCCCAAGAAGCCAAGACACAGCGCACCCAGGGCCUCGAGACGGUUCUCGCCCGCGCAAAGGAGCUCCGGCAACCGGAAUCGCUGGAUGAUUUACUAGCCAUCACCCAAAAGCUAGCAACAGGCAGCCGUGACGCUUCAUGGAGAAUUCCCAUCGGUGAUUCUGGAAUACUGGAUUUCUGCCUGGAUCUGCUUGCCGAACCAGAAACACAUCAAUCACUCAAGAUCCAGGCACUUCGUCUUGCGGGCAACUCGUGCGCGGACACAGACGAAAACAGAGCACGGGUUGUCGAUGGGGCGUAUUUCCUACCGAUAAUCAAGCUGCUCGCCGAGGACGAACUUGUCCCGUUUGUGAUUCCUUCAUUGCAUAAUAUUUGUAUAGAAUAUGAGCCUGCCCAUGCAAAAGCUGCAGAGGCAGGCCUCUGCAAGGAACUUGCAGCAUGGCUCCAGAGUCAACGGGUGGCAAAGGCACCACACCUCGUGGGAAUUGCAGCAAAGACGAUUGGUCUCCUCGCAUCAACAGAGCAUGAGAAGGCCUCCUCGGACACAUCCAUCCCUAUAACCCUCCUGCAAUGCGCAUCGUCACCGCAGCCAUGGCCAGCACCAAAUUCACCACUCGAUAUGGAGGAUUUUAUCAGCCUGAUUUCCGCAGCCACAGCCUAUCUGACCGCAGACCGGAUCGCUACGGCAUCCGCAUCACCCUCAGACUCCCUUGCCAUCUACAAAAGCCUGGAGACAGCAUGUACCCGCUUCUCAUUCACAGACGCUGAUGAAGAUGAUCUAGACGACGCCAACCAGCUUAUCAACAUGCGCAAGGCGCUAGUCGGUAUCGUCGCUGACCUCUCGUCCCAACCAAGCUGGACCGAGUCCUUCUCCAUAUCCUCAGACGGCAACCCGGCCGAGUGGCUGGCCGAUCACGGCGUCACUACCGACUGGCUCUCCAAGCAUCACUCCCCACUCCAAGAAGCGGCAUGUCUCACUUUUGGAAACCUCGCAUGCGACGACGCCAAAACGUCAUGGCUCGUCGGGACCCUGGGCAUUCACAAGCCGCUCAUAUCCCUCCUCGCCAAAGAGUACCCCUUCCAGCCAGGGCCCGAUGACGCUGCUCCGGGCGCGGUGCUGCAUUCCGCCAUAGGCCUGCUCAAAAACCUCGCCAUCCCGUUGGGGAACCGCCCGGUUCUCGGCGAGCAACUCCUUAGCACAGUCGACAAGCCAAUAGGUGAUAGCGAGGAAACAUCCACCACCGGUCUGCUGCCUUUCAUCUGGGCGCACAAGGAUACCCAACCGCAGACCCAGCUCGCCACUAUAUCGCUCUGCCGGCUGCUCUUGACAGGGACACCCUCCAACGCCCGCCUCUUCUGCGAACCCCUACCCACGGCCGCAUCCCCCGACAACACCCCCAACCAGCCGAGGACCCAACUCCACGCGCUCAUCGACGUCUUCACCACGGCCCCGACAGAGCCCACCAAGACCGAGGCGUCCCGGGCCGCCCUCGCCCUCUGCAGGGUCCUGCACGGCAGCAGCGGCGGUCCAGAAACCACAAUCCUGACCUCCCCGGCCUGGCAGGAGCCUACGACAUCUUCCGGGCCGCUCGCAAACUUCCUCGCCCGCCACGACGGCAUCCACGACCUGCUCGCCUUCCUGCUGACGCAGACCCGCUUCCCGGCGCUCCGCAGCGAGGCCUGGUUCGUGCUGGCGCUGACGACCCGCCACGGCUCGGACGGCGCGCCGCUCGUCGCCCGCGCCCUGACGAGCAGCGACGAGGCCCUAGCCGCACUGGAGCGUGCGGUGAGUCUGGGUCAGGGCCAGGCCGCCGCGGAGGCUGCCAGGAAGACUGAGGAAGAGAAGCAGAAGCAGGUGGCGACUGUCGACGGCAUUGAAGGGCUGGGCUUGGAGCCGAAACAAGCAGACCCGAGACAGGCCGCGCAGAUGGCCAAGAUCGACCGCGAGAAUGUCCUGGUUCUGCUUGUGGAACUACUCAAGAGCCAGGCCGCGCUCAAGGUUCUGUCCGAGGAGCACAAGACUAGACUUCAGCAGCUGAUGCAGACCGGUGGUGAGAUGGUGCUUGGUGAGAGGGAGCAGCCAGAAGUAGACGCAUAGCAGCAUGCAAUAGACAAAACAUUCACACAUUUGGUGCCUCACUUGUCGAAUCAAUCCUCACAUCACCAAUAUGCCAUUCGUAACCACAAAGCAUCAAGUAGAAAGU